Molecule: messenger RNA, 2655 nt
Organism: Leopardus geoffroyi (Geoffroy's cat)
Lineage: Eukaryota; Metazoa; Chordata; Mammalia; Carnivora; Felidae
Gene: CE3H16orf89
Product: chromosome E3 C16orf89 homolog
Exons: 8
Coding region: 104-1135 (343 amino acids)
Cellular component (GO): membrane; cytosol
Source: RefSeq, a predicted model, not a curated record
CGUUGCAGGGGAGGGGCAAGGAGGAAGGGGCUGGAGGAGGGUACGUGGGGGCGGGCCGCCCCACGGCUGAAGCACUGCACCAGACUCAGGCAGAGGGCCAGCCAUGUCCAGCCCAGGGCUCCUGCUCCUGCUCUUGCUGCUGUCAGCGUCACCACCGCUGCGACCCUCCUCGCUGGCACCGCCAGAAACCCCAGAAGGCAAAGCCACCAUCACAGGCCUCAUCCUCUCCGCGCUGGAGAGAGCCAUUUCCUUCCUGGAGAAGAGGCUGCCUGAAAUCAACUUGGAUGGCGUGGUGGGGUUCCGGGUGCUGGAAGUGCAGCUAAAAGGUGUUCAAGAAAAAUGGGCUCGGGACCCCCAGCUGCAGCCGCUGAGCCUGAGUGUGGGGAAGCUGGUGGAAAAACUAGCACCUCUCCUUCACAGAUCCAUUUUCUACCUGGAGCUGAGUGACCCUAAGUACCUAAGAGAGUUCCAAUCAACCAUCCAGCCUGGGUUUUGGAAGCUUCCGCGUGCCUGGACCUGUACAGAUGCCUCCAUGGUCUACCCCACGUUUGAGACUCAGGACUCCUUCUCAGAGGAAAGCAGUGACUUGUGUCUGGUGCAGCUGCUGGGAACAGGGACCGAUGGUGGCCAGCCCUGCAGGCUCUCAGACUUCUGCAGGACCCUCAUGACCAAGCCCGGCUGCUCAGGCUAUUGCCUGUCUCACCAGCUGCUCUUUUUCCUCUCAGCCAGAUUGAAGGGAUGCACGGAGGGGCUGUUCCGCCACAGCCAGCACUACAUGAACCUCUUUUGUGCCAACAUGAUGGACCUGAACCAGAGAGCUGAGGCUAUCGGAUACGCGUACCCCACCCGGGACAUCUUCAUGGAGAACAUCAUGUUCUGUGGAAUCAGUGGCUUCUCAGACUUCUACAAGCUCUGGUGGCUGGAGGCCAUUCUCAACUGGCAGAAGCCAGAGGAAGGAUGCUUCGGGAGGCCUGCUGCUGAAGAUGAAGAAUUAUUGACAGCCAUUCAACACCAACAGCACGUUUUAAGAAGAGUGAAGAGGCGAGAAAAACAAUUUACAGAUUCGCCUUUUCCAGACACUGAAAACAAGUGGAACCACACAACAGAACUUUUGGGGGUGAUGAAAACGUCCUAAAAUUGGACUAAGAUAUGCUAUCUCUGCAACAUCUACUGAAAAUCAUUGACACGUACACUUUAAAACAGUUAAAUUUUAUGGUAUGUAAAUUACACCUCAAUAAAACCAUUAUAUAAAAAAAACAAAAAACAAAAACACACAAAAAACCCAAGAUCUUCCAGUAGCUUCCUGUUUCCACUUAGGCUGAAAUCCAAAUGAAUUUCCCUGGAGCCCUGCAGGAUCUGGCGCUGGCCUGAACCUUCCUCCUCUAUCCUCCCCGACCAAGCUCCAGCCCAUCUCCGGGCUCUACAGUGCCCUCUGCCUGUGAGGCUCUGGCCCUGCAUCUCCCACAGCUGUCCCUUUUUUCUGGUGCCUUAUUACUCAGUCUACAAUGGGCUUCGAGAGGCCUUCCCUGCCACCUCCCCCUAAGACAUGGUUCUUUCUCCAUCCUGCUUCUUCCCACCAUACUUGGGUUGUUUAGUGUGUGUCUCCACGAGGGCAGGGCCAAGCUGUCUGUUUCAUCAGCCUCUAGCACAGAGGAGGCACUCAAUCUGUUGAAUACCCAAGUGACUAUACAGCCAGAUGAGGAUGUUGAGAAGAGACAAAGGUAUUCCUAAGGAAGGAUAAAUGUGAGCAGAGGAGACAGCCCUGAGUUAGUUAGCUGGUAUGGCUGGGACUGUGGGUUCGGGCUUGUUGAAAGAUAAACUGAGGCCUAUUAAAAAUGUUAAGGGUUUAUUUGAGCAAAAAUCAAUUCAAAUCUAGCAGUACCAAAUUGAAGUGGAAACAAGCCAGGGGAAAGACCUCAACAAAGAAAGCGAGAAAAUAAAGACAGGAAAUAGGUUGCCUAUAGUUUAAUGCCUAGCUGGCUGUUAGUUAAAGCUGUUUGUAAAUGGCCAUUCUUAGCAUUUUGGUUUCAUAACCUUGAGGCAUUUACAGUCUUGGGUUCUCGUUUGCUUCUGUGAGCAAUGUUAAAGAAAAAGAGGUGCAUCUGGCUGGCUCAGUCGUGUAGCGUGCAACUCUUGAUCUCAGGAUCCUCAGUUCGAGGCUCACGUUGUAUGGAGAGAGGAAAAAAAGAACAAGAGAAAGAGAGAGAAAGAAAGAGAGAAAGAGAGAAACAGAGAGAGAGAGAGAGGGAGAGGAAGGAAGGAAGGAAGGAAGGAAGGAAGGAAGGAAGGAAGGAAGGAAGGAAGGAAGAGAGACAACGGGCCCCAAAUAGAGUCACAUAUGCCAAGCCCCACAUCAGCAAACCAAGACUUAAUACCUAACUUAACUGCAGUUUCAGCCUCUUCCAGGAAUGAAAGUUUUAACUCCAGCCUGGAGUAACCUGGUCAGCACUAGUGAAGUCAUCUACAAGAUAGGCCCCUGCCCUUCCCCCAAAGGACGGUGAAGUUGCCAGAAACAAUCUUUCUUUGUCUCACUCCCUGUCUGCCUAUAAAUGCCUUUCAUUUUGUAUGGCUCUUUGGAGCUCCUUUCUAUUUGCUAGAUGGAAUGCUGCUUAGUUCAUGAGUCGUUGAAUAAAGUCAAUUUGAUCUUUAAAUUUA